CAUCGCUUCAUCGCUUCAUCGUUUGUAAAAAUCGGCUGGUGUGCGGCGGCCUUAAGUGAUAAUCCUUGAAUUCUACAGCGUAGUGACAGGUGCAUAAGAAGACUGAUUUGAUCAGAAGGCACAGCACGGUUAAAUACAAGUGUAAAACGUAUUAUUUUUUAAGGAUUAACAAGUCUAUUUACUCUUCAAGUCGGUCAAGUUUGUCAUGAUAUGAAAACACCACUAGACAACAGGUGCAGACGGAGAUAAGAGCAAGAUAACACUACAACAGCUGUUAUACAGGAUUUGUUUUCUGAUCGGUUAGGUUUUAAGGCCUGAAGUUAUACGUGCGCGUGCCAUAAUUGCUAAAAGACAUUCAUCGUAGUGACCAUGGCGUGGUUACCUAUUCUAGCGUGCGUGCUCACAUGCACAACAGUUUUUGGAGCUCCGCCGAUCUUCAGAGGAGAUUCGAUUAGCCGGGUUGAGCUGAGCGAGUUCGCUACUAAGCUGUGGGGCUUCGACGACAACAGAAAUGGUACGGGAGACCUAGUGGUGGACGUGGGCAACUAUUCUGGCAACUCCAACGCAGACCAGUCGCCCAACCCCUUCUUCACGUAUGUGGACGCCGACCUUCUCAAUACGCCAACCUAUCAGAGGUUCAUGAAGCUGCUGAAUAACUACGAUCCCUACUUGGAACGGCCCGAGACGAAGACACCCGAGGAGGAACAGGAAGAGUUGGAAUUCCUCGAUGAAAUCAUGAAGACGAGGGUCAUGACGGAAACGCUCUCGUUCCUGAUCGCAAAACGCUACGUAACGUCGGCAACCGACUUGGAGAAUAAGCUAAAGGACAUGUGGUUUGAGCUGUACAGCCGCAGUACUUCAUACGAAGCCUUAGACUCUUGCGGAUUCGCGCACACAUUUGUCGGUGAAAUAGACAAAUCGGACAAGGAAGUGAGUGGAUUUCACAACUGGCUCUCUCUCAUGCAAAAGGAGCAGAAUGGACAAGUGAAUUACUUUGGCUGGGUAGCAAUAACAGAUCCACAACUGAUGGCCAUGAAAUUUACAUUCAACGGAUAUCUAAAAAAGUAUACUGGACUUUGGAUCGGUACAAGCCCAGAGUUUGAAAUGGCAAUGUACACCGUAUGUUUCAUGGCUAGAAUCGACCAGAUAUGCCGUUUUGAUCUCAAUGGAAUUGAAACAGAGAUACAAACGUGGACACUGGCGACUGAUUCUGAUAACGUUGGAACAGCUUACCCUAAGGUUGACUAGCAACAACGAGUUGCUUUUAUAGUUUCAUCAUAAUAUAAUCAUCAAAUUCACCAAGAUGAUUCUAGAACCAAUGUGUUGUCACGAGCAAAACUCUUUUUGCCUUCAAGUUGUAGUGAGUAUUAUCUGCUUGUAGUAUCUGCUAUGAUAUUAUCAAUUGUAUGUGCACAAUUCGGUAAGCGUGCAAGUGAUUGACAUAGAGGCAGAGCACCUUAGAGUGCCGUUCGCAUAAUAAAUAGUCCAGUACGUUUCUUCCAACAAUUGAAAUUCAUUACGACUAGAAAUGAAAUAUAUGAACUCAUGACA
Molecule: messenger RNA, 1551 nt
Organism: Priapulus caudatus
Lineage: Eukaryota; Metazoa; Priapulida; Priapulimorpha; Priapulimorphida; Priapulidae
Product: poly(U)-specific endoribonuclease-like
Exons: 6
Coding region: 370-1248 (292 amino acids)
Molecular function (GO): RNA endonuclease activity
Source: RefSeq, a predicted model, not a curated record